Phaethon lepturus (White-tailed tropicbird) is the source of this 609-nucleotide messenger RNA. RefSeq names its product transmembrane protein 14C-like. Lineage: Eukaryota; Metazoa; Chordata; Aves; Phaethontiformes; Phaethontidae. Gene Ontology annotation, cellular component: mitochondrial membrane. Gene Ontology annotation, biological process: regulation of heme biosynthetic process. The transcript has 3 exons. The record is from RefSeq and is a predicted model, not a curated record. The annotation marks the transcript as partial.
GCAGCGUCCCUUCUCUAGCAGCUGGUCUUCUCUUUGGUGGCUUAGCAGGACUAGGUGCCUACCAGCAGUCCAAAGAUCCGAAGAAUGUGUGGCUUUCCCUCGUGGCCUCUGGAACCUUGUCUGCUGUUAUGGGAAUGAGAUUUUACAACUCCAAAAAAGCAAUGCCUGGGAUAAUUGCUGGUGCCAGUUUACUGAUGGUUGGACGGCUUGGAUUGCAGAUCAUGGAAAAGCCUCUUAAGCCAUAAGUCUGCAUCAAAUCACUUGAAGAUAUGUGAAUGAGAAGCCUGAAAAUGCAACUGCCUAAAUGUGCUACACAAAGGUGGAAAAGGCACUGCUGUCUGUGCAUUGUAUUUUUAAUAUCCUAACGCAUCUGGGUUGUGUUUUUAAAGGACCGACAUUCAGAGCCCUUGUUACGUCUUCCAAAAUGGUGUUUGUCUUAACAUUUUCUGCACUGUGAAGCAAGAAAAUACAAGUACAGCAUUUAGUUUAGCUUCUGGCCCUGCAACUUACUGUAGGUAAAGACCUCUUGGCAUUUGCAUACAGACAAGUUGCAGGACUGAAGCUUAAAUGUACAUCUGGACUUGCCAUCCUAAAAUCAUCUAUACCUCU